AUGGGUCCACCUGCGGCACCCCAUCGCCUGCCACCCCCGCCAGCCUACUGCCAUGAAAUGGCUGCCAAGAACCUCCUCGACCGUGGGCUGCCCUUCUCUGAUGUGCUGGAAGUUGCGCUGACACCGCGGACGCCGCGAGCAACUACUCCUCGUGGACCAGGCUCGAAACCAUCCACACCUCGGCCAGUGAUUCGUGGCUCACGCGCGCAGAUGGCAUCCUACAAGGACCUCACGCCGUGGGAAGAGAAGGCGAUUGUCGCAGCAUUUCAGAAGUUCGACAAGCACAAGAGUGGCAAGUUGGAAGUCCACUCCUUCUUCCAGCUUUGCCAAAGCUUGGAUCUUCAUCUCAACUCGCGGCUGGCACAGGAAUGGUUGGGCAGCUUGAACCAGGUGGACGGGUUGGGCUUAGACCAAGUCAAAAACAUUUGUGCCCGGAUUCUGGCCGCCCAGACACCCGCCGUCCGCGCAUGUGCUGCUGGCAAAGCCCUAGCCCUGCCUGACCUGCAAGCCAGCGAGGAGUACAUGCGAAGUGCCUUCAGAAGGUUUGCUCCGAAGGGCGUCGUCGGGCCGGAAGGUUUGCGGCAGCUGCUGAAGGCUCUGGACUUUCCUGACGUUCACUGCGACUCUUUCGACCGAUACGUAAGCGAGUGGCUUCUGAUUGCUGGCAAGUUAGAAGAGGAGCCCACCAUCAACGUGCAUGACUUCAUUGCCUGCGUGAACUUGCUUGUGGAGCUGUGUCAAGUACAUCAACUGGAGCAAGAGGCGAAGGAUGACUUGUAA
This is a messenger RNA of Symbiodinium natans, 780 nucleotides long. The record is from the annotation of a GenBank genome assembly. NCBI's taxonomy places the organism in Eukaryota, Dinophyceae, Suessiales, Symbiodiniaceae.